Messenger RNA from Bacidia gigantensis, 753 nucleotides. RefSeq lists its product as uncharacterized. NCBI's taxonomy places the organism in Eukaryota, Fungi, Ascomycota, Lecanoromycetes, Lecanorales, Ramalinaceae. The transcript has a single exon. Bases 1 to 753 code for a protein of 250 amino acids. The record is from RefSeq and is a predicted model, not a curated record.
AUGAAGCAUCAAAGCGAAUGGCAAGAACAUCAGAAAAAAUGGACAACAGGAGACUCUAUCCUUCCCGAGCCGUCAGCUAUGCAAGCAUCCCGCGAACCUCAUGACUUCCGCGUUCCCGAUACAUGGCAAACAACACAGGCUCAUGUACCAACCCCAUCCAGCAACUCUGUCCCAGAGCAACCAACACCCACUCAGUAUACACUUUCAAACCUCGAUCUCAGCGCUGGCGUCGGCGCCUCCACAGACCCUUAUUACCCUGGUGACAACCUCAUGGGUCCCAGAGGCAUCUCUGGCAUUCUUCCCGGGGCUGCGCAAUGGAAAGGCGCAUGGAGCGCGAACGACAAUGUCAUGGCCAGCGUUGAUGCUCCUGUCGGACUAAAUCCAAUACUCAAUAACAACAUCGGAAACGCUAAUCCUUUCGAUACCAAUAUGAGCGACCACACAAGCCCGUCGCGCAAUAACAGUACAGGGCUGACCCCACAAUCAACCCACUCCGCUUACGGAUCCUCGAACACAUCGUACUCGCCUCCACAGAUGGGAGAUGAUGAUGCUUUUACUUCGGCUGCUGGGACAACUUCGAUACCGGCAACAAUGGAGGAAACUCUAAAGGUCCCUCCCGGUUGGGAGACUGGGGGCUCUCCACGAGGGCCAGGGAUGACUCCGGGUUUCUCAGGCUUCUCCGGAAAUUUGGGAGAUUGGGAAACCAUGAUGGGCGAGGUCAAUUGGGAGGGCAGUGGUAUGACGCCGAAGUAG